AUGGAGGACUCUAUACUGCCCUCGGAGCUGCUACAGGUGGUUCGGCUCUCUCUUAAGGCCACUGCCUACGAUGUCUGGACCGCAAACGAUGACGAGACGUUCAACCCGCGAAAUCCUGCCCUGCGCAAGCUCGUCGAGGCUGUGCUUUACAGUCGGGAGUUCGUGCUCACGUACUAUAUCGUGGUGGCCGUGCUGGUAGCCACCCUCGCAAGCGUGCGGGGGACAAAGAAACUCUUAUAUCAUAGAGGCCAGAGGCCGAAGUCGGGCGUCGAAACACCUGCGUCCUAUGCAUCGUCAAGCGACACACUGACGGAAGAGGCUGUCGCACCCAAGGGCGAUCCAGAAAGGAAGCCUCUACUUAGUGAUGCACGCUCAAGUGACGGACCUGCCCGCGGCGGCAUCUUCACCACCUUCGCGCGCUCGGCCCGGUCGAUAUGCAUGUACCAACCCAGGCCGUUACCCUCACUCACAUCACCCACGAGCACACUACCAGAAAAUGGCACGUCUAUCGCGGUACUUCUGAUGCUAGCCGUCAAUAUCUUCUACCUCCUGUACCACACCGAGCUCAGCAUACCCAUGCUCUUCGCCUUCGCCGAUCGAGCUGGCCUAUGCUUCGCCAUGAAUCUUCCGGUCUUGUACGUACUCGCUGCAAAGACAAAUCAGCCGAUCCUGGCACUUUCCGGCUGGUCCUAUGAGGGUCUCAACAUCUUUCAUCGUCGCCUGGGCGAGUGGAUGACUGCUCUGGCAGCCAUGCAUUCCGUUGGGAUGGUUGGCGUUUGGUACACGCUACUGAGGCCGCUGCAUUUUGGAUUUCUCAGAUUCAUUAGUGGAAGGGUGGGUCUGCUUGGCUUAUUUGCGUUCGUUGCGUACUUGGCGAUCUAUGUGAGCAGUAUCGGGUGGGUGAGGAAGUUGUUCUACGAGAGGUUCCUGCUAUUGCAUGUUGUGCUCCAGGUGGCUGCUUUGGUGUUCUUGUUCUUUCACCACCACAACAGCCGGCCAUAUGUGUUGGCGAGUUUCGCAGUAUGGGCGAUAGACAGGGCGAUGAUUCGGAAUGUGGUCUCGAGCGAGCAGCACAUUGCUACGCUUGAGAUUGCGCCUGACCAGAAGACGGUGUUGCUGCAUUGCACUGUUCAGGUCACGCCUAGGCGACAAGGGCUCCCCUCAAGCAUUUCGAAAGGAUGGGAAGCGGCACAGCAUGUCUUCGUCACGGUGCCCAGUUUGGGCUACGCUCGACACAGACUGCAAACGCAUCCUUUCACAAUCGCUUCACCGCCACCGCCGACUGGCUAUACCGGACCGUGGCAGCUGCAGCUGAUUAUCCGUGCUCAGGAUGGCUUCUCUAGGGAGCUGCUGGCAUUCGCCAAAUAUCAUCAACAUGUAGAGAUUCUGUUGGAUGGUCCAUACGGUUCUACGGAUACACUGGCGACUAUGAAACAAGUCGAUCGGGUCUGUCUCAUCGCUGGCGGAAGCGGGAUAGCUGUCACAUACCCUCUUGCCUGGGCUCUGCAGGUCAGAGCGACUCCUGAAGCAGUCCUGAGUCAGCGGACUGUCUAUGAGGACGGUCGUCGAAUUGUCCCCCAAAUCUCUGGGACUGAGCAAGUACAAAACAAUAAGCACAGCCAUAUUUGGAUCAGGCAGGACCCUCAGUCUGAUCGGUGGCUACAGUAUGUGCCCAGACUGGACUCUACAAGACACUCAGUUGAAGGCCUGGUGGCUCCUUUGUCAGCAGACGACGGCCGUGCUGCGGAUUUAAUCACGGCCCGGUUCAGCACUCGAGGAGUUCACGCAUUGCGACCUGACAUCUUCACUGAGCUGCGAGAGUGGGUCGAGCUGGACUCGGGGAAGGGGCAAAAGGCCGGAUCGGGGGCACUGUCGAGCAAGACGCAUCUGAUCGUUGUCAGUGGACCUGACAGCCUUGUUAGAUCUGUACGCAAUGGCGCUGCAAGACUUGUUCGUGAAGGCUAUCAUGUUGAGGUGCAUGUGGAAAAGUUUGGUUGGUGA
Molecule: messenger RNA, 2001 nt
Organism: Cyphellophora attinorum
Lineage: Eukaryota; Fungi; Ascomycota; Eurotiomycetes; Chaetothyriales; Cyphellophoraceae
Product: Ferric transmembrane component 1
Exons: 1
Coding region: 1-2001 (666 amino acids)
Biological process (GO): iron ion transport; intracellular iron ion homeostasis; copper ion import
Cellular component (GO): plasma membrane
Molecular function (GO): ferric-chelate reductase activity
Source: RefSeq, a predicted model, not a curated record